AUCACAAGUGCAUCAUCAUUCCAUGAACAGUGUGACGUUCUUAGAGGGGUUAUAAAAGGGGGAGGUAAAAUAGGCAACGACCUCUCUUGCUUUAGUGGUCAUGUUGUGAACUAAACACCAUCUCUUUUGCACUCGCAUUGCAUUGCUGUGGAAAAUGGCGACGAGUUCGGAGCUGCCAGAUUAUACUUCCCCAACAAAACGACGGAAAAUUGACGACAACAGUUAUAAAGCACCAUCGGACUUGGAACUCGAUUUUCGAAACAACAAGCAAUUGAACGAUCAUCAAACCGAGGAUCUUGAAGAAACUCUAGGCUGUGAUAGUGGAUUCAAUGACAUGAGUGAUGGAAUAAAAUCAGCUUCCGGUUCAUCUGAGACAACAAAUCUUUCUAUAACUCCAAAUCGCUCUGAUUCCACAAGUGACGAUACAGGCUGCACACUUGAUACGGAUGAAAAGGACGAAGUGUCCUCAACGGUGUCUUAUCUUUCGGAUCUGUCCGGACUCUCCGAUCUUUCUGGUGAAGGUGAAAAUAAUCAUCACUGGUUAUUAGAAGUCAGUGGAAGUGCAUCCACUUGGGUUCAAAAGCAAAUACUAAUGGGGACAGAUCCAAGGGAACUUAUUCAACAUGUCUUCAUGGAGUCAACUCCUAUUCCAGAUCAAGUUGACGAUCUCACCUUGUGGAAGAUAAUUGUGAACAUGAUGUCGGAACCGCCAAGAAGACAGAAAUUAAGACACAUUAACACCAUAUCGGACGUGGUUAGAUUGAUAAGUACGAGUAAAAAAAUUGUAGUAUUAACCGGAGCUGGCGUCAGUGUUAGUUGCGGAAUUCCUGAUUUUAGAAGUAAGGACGGCAUUUACUCUCGAUUAGCGCAGGAUUUUCCCGAUUUACCCGAUCCACAAGCUAUGUUCGACAUCAAUUAUUUCGCACAAGAUCCAAGGCCGUUUUUCAAAUUUGCACGUGAAAUUUAUCCCGGUCAAUUUAAACCAAGUCCGUGUCAUAGAUUUAUUAAAAUGUUGGAAAAACAGAAGAAAUUGCUAAGAAACUAUUCACAAAAUAUCGAUACUUUAGAGCAAGUUGCUGGAAUUGAAAAUGUUAUCGAGUGUCACGGUUCUUUUGCAACAGCGUCGUGCACUCGUUGUAAAUAUCAAGUGAAAGCUGACGAUAUCAGGGCUGAUAUUUUCGCACAGAAGAUACCAAUUUGUCCGAAAUGCAAGGAAAAAUCAUUGCCAUCAAUGAAUGAAGCUAAUCUAAACGAAUCCUAUAGAGAUUUAGUGUCGCAGGGUAUCAUGAAACCGGAUAUCGUAUUUUUUGGUGAAGGUCUUCCGGACGCUUUUCACGACGCCAUGUCCAAGGACAAGGACGAAUGUGAUCUCUUAAUUGUAAUUGGCUCGUCGCUCAAAGUUCGGCCGGUUGCAUUAAUUCCGUCUUCGAUUUCAUCCCACGUUCCUCAAAUUCUCAUUAAUAGAGAAUCGCUUCCGCAUUUGAAGUUUGAUAUCGAACUUCUUGGAGAUGGAGACGUCAUUAUCAACCUCCUGUGUCAUCUAUUGGAAGGUCCUUUCAAAGAUGUUUGCUGUCAAGAAAAAGUCCCCCAAGAAGUGAAACAAUUAUUACCGGUUCAAUUAAGUUCAUACGAUUCGUGGGAACAAAGUCAGGAUACAAUAACAAAUCCUGAAUUUUCACAAGACAUGAGUAAAACUGAAGAGAAAUCACAAAACAUCUCCUCAGAGAGUCAGGACAGUUUUAUCAUGAAUACAACGUCAAAGCGAAUAAAUACGGAUAUUUGUAUUUCACCAUUUCAUGCCGGUCAUAUGGAGAAUACAGAAGGUAGUUUUCAAUUAUUGGGCGAGAGUCCAAAGAGACGUUUGGGAAACUCAAGCGUUGAAAGUAGUCCAAAGCGGAUACGUUACGAUAAUGAAUCGACGGAAUUCAUUUCACCGAGUUCAAUUGGCAAAAAAUCGCCGGGACACGUUGUACCUGAUGAGACAACGAUUAAAGAAACAGAAGAGAAUUAUUCAUCAACCGAGGAAUGUCACGUUGUUCCACGUGGUGAGAAUUCAAUAGACUCUGGUAAAGAGGAGAGUUCGACAGAAAGUAAUAAAAAUGAUUUCACCGAAUGUGACAGUGGUUCGGAUACAAUUGGUCUUAAACCAAGACAUGCAUCAAUUGAUUCGGCUAUGGAUUCUGGUUUGGGCGAUAGUUGUAAUAGUAACGAUUGCACUGAUCGAAAUCAAGAUGAGUCGAAGGUACAUGAAGUCGACAGACAUUGUUGGCAAUCGAAGACAAGGGAGAGUCUGGCGACACGUUUGCCUGAAAAUUCCUAUUUUCAACUGGCACCCGGAAGAUAUAUUUUCCAAGGAGCUGAAGUUUACGCCAACUUUGAAGAUUAUGAUCGUUGCUCGAUAUCAGCCAAUUCGGAAAGUUCGGACAGCGAUAGUGAUUCUUCAUCGGACGACGAAGAAGUAGCUUGUGAGUAGAAGCAAUCGAUUUAUAUUUGAAGAUCCUAUUUCCAAAAAGAAUUACCUACGUUCUUCAAAAAUCGAUUGUCUUAGGUGUAGACGACAAUCUCUGACUUCGCAGACAGCGACGCAGAAAAUCGAGUCAUUUUCUGGUCUGGUAAUUCAACCAGAAAUGACCAAGAUAUAUUUUUCAUUAAGCGUUUAAUUAAAAUUGAACAUAUCGGCGAUAUAAAAAAACGCGUUAAUUUCAUUCGUAACUUUUUCUUCAGAAAAAAGUAUCGAGAAAAAGAAGGAAAAAGAUUUGAAUAAUUUCACAAAUCACUUUGGAAAUAAAGGAAAAAUAUUUUUCACUUUAUUUUCAAGCUUGAAAUUAUUUAUUACUAAAUAUUUAAUUAUUACUUAGUAAUAAAUAGACUAUUAAAUGAAUUUAUUUUCGAGUGACGAGCAAGUAUUAUCACAGACAACAAUAUUUGAUCAAAAAAUCAAUUCAUUAUUUAAUAUUUCUUUUUAUUUAUCAAUUAAAAAUAAAUAUUAAAUUUUUUUCGAAACUAAAAAAUGUUUCUUUUAUGGUCUGUGAUAAAUUGCGAUUAGAUCUCCACUCUUCCAUUUUCUAAUUCAUAGAAACUUAUUUAUGUACGAAAAAAAGAAAAACUUGUAAAUAUGACAUUUUGCUAAACUAUCAUUUUCAUUAAGAAUUUAAGAGAGAGACUAAGAAAAUAGAUAUUUAAGAAAUCAUAAGUUUCCUUUAAGAACUUUUUGUAAAUAUAGCGUAAUGAAAAGUGCAGUAAGUUUUAAUAAAAUUUAGUCUUUUAAAACUAUAUUAAAAUAGAACUGAAAUUGACAACAAUAUAUUAGUGCACUAGUAGAUAGCAUAAUAUUUUCUCGCGUUAUUAAAUUAACGCGAUUGUGUUAAAAGAAUGCUUUAAAAAAAACAUGAGCACUUAGUUAGAAAUUCGUAAAGUGUGCGAGAAAACUUCUUUUUUUCUUUUUAAUCACGAGAGUAAGUAUUUUGAGCUUUUUUAAAAAAGCAAAUUAUUCUCUUUGGAAAGGAUAAAUUAUUAUUGUAAAUUUUAAAGAAGGAAAAAAGAAAAAAAAUUAUCAUUUAAGUUCAAAUUUGAGAUCUCAUUGUUUUUGGUAAAAUUGAAGUCUGAGUUUUUUUUCUCUUUUUUUUGUGGCGAAAGAAUAGGAUUUUUUUUAUAGGCAAAGUUUUCGUUAUUAAGGGUAAUAAAUUAUGGAUGAAAAUUGUCACGUUACCAUCUGUUUCGGAUGAUUUGGGGCAAACAAUUUUUUAUUUUAUCGAAUGUUUUGUUUUUAACAUACUGAAGAUUAUUUUUCUUUUAAAAAACACUAAUUU
Messenger RNA from Leptopilina heterotoma, 3809 nucleotides. It is a transcript of the gene Sirt1, whose product is annotated as NAD-dependent protein deacetylase sirtuin-1. The transcript has 9 exons. The record is from RefSeq and is a predicted model, not a curated record. Bases 155 to 2473 code for a protein of 772 amino acids. Gene Ontology annotation, molecular function: NAD+ binding. NCBI's taxonomy places the organism in Eukaryota, Metazoa, Arthropoda, Insecta, Hymenoptera, Figitidae.